AUGGCUUCCUUCGAUGCUAUUUUGCUGCAAACCCCCAUCGAUGCUCUCCAGCUAGGUAGAUCUUCUCAGUUCAUUGUCGGGAAGCUCUUGCUUUUUUGGGAUUCGAAAAACAUCAAGAAGCAAGGUGAAUUUAUGGAAAUCACGGUCUUCUCAUUGAUGAAAAGGAAUGUGUUAUUCAUGGAUUCAUCACUGCUGGUCGCACUGCUUACUACCGGUCAUCUUUACGCGAGGGCUCAGUGA
Molecule: messenger RNA, 240 nt
Organism: Eruca vesicaria subsp. sativa (arugula)
Lineage: Eukaryota; Viridiplantae; Streptophyta; Magnoliopsida; Brassicales; Brassicaceae
Source: the annotation of a GenBank genome assembly